AUGUCGGCAAGUACAUCCAGAGAGCGUCUUCGUCCCAUUCUGACACCCAUGGAGGCCAUUCAUAUCUUCGAUAUAGCAAGUGACUCUUGGUACAAUCAGACAGCCAGCGGUGACAUUUCUCAGCCCAGACGUGGGUUCUGUGCUGGGGUAGCGUGGGCAGCGGAUUACUCCUCUUACAACAUGUCAGAGACACUACAGCGUGGACGUGCAAACUGGUACCCAGAUCCGCAAAUCCAGACAUUUCCGAACGGAAAGGCAUGGGCGACUUGUAACGUUGUGAACAACCGAACUCAAAUUCUCAUUACCGGUGGGUACUCGACUAAUAAGAGCCGGGUAUCCUGCGAUGAUUCAAUCAAAGGCGGUCAGUAUGGUGUCAAUCUAGGACAGAGGAUGUUCGAGAAAGGCACCAAAGACGCAUGGCAAGAUCUAAGGAGCAACUACUCAGAGUAUAGAGUGCCGAAUAACAUUGCUGCAGUUGUUGGAGGCGGCACCGCGGGAGGCGCGAUCAGAACGUCACUGGCUGCUGGCUGGGACCACAGUUCUCUUUCGGCAUUAUUCACCACGACCUACUCUGUUGCAGUCAGAAUGCCAACUAGAUCCGUACCUACGACGCCAACUCCGACUCCAAGCUCUUCUAAUCUGACCCCUGCCAAAUCUGCAUCAGAUGAUCCAAGUCCCGGAGCAAUUGCCGGUAUCAUCGUGGGAGUCUUUGCUGGGGCAGUCAUCCUAGGCGUCGUCAUCGCUUUUCUGCUCAAGAAUAAGCGAGCAGAACUUGAAGCUGAAAACCAAGCUACGACACCCGAGCUAGAGGAUCAGGACGAAAUAUUGGCAAAGCGGAAGUGGUUUCUCAAGGGCCGUUGGAGGAGCGAGGCCGAAGCAUAG
Macroventuria anomochaeta is the source of this 882-nucleotide messenger RNA. RefSeq lists its product as uncharacterized. The coding region runs from base 1 to 882 and encodes 293 amino acids. The transcript is spliced from 3 exons. Lineage: Eukaryota; Fungi; Ascomycota; Dothideomycetes; Pleosporales; Didymellaceae. The record is from RefSeq and is a predicted model, not a curated record.